Molecule: messenger RNA, 924 nt
Organism: Amphimedon queenslandica
Lineage: Eukaryota; Metazoa; Porifera; Demospongiae; Haplosclerida; Niphatidae
Product: histone demethylase JHD2-like
Exons: 4
Coding region: 518-916 (132 amino acids)
Source: RefSeq, a predicted model, not a curated record
GUCAAACUAAAGCUGAUUUAUUUUACACUCUUACUCUUUUGAGGAAGCACUGUACUAGUCAGUCAUGUCACAUGAAGUGUGCUGAAUGUGCUGGUUUGUGUCGCCACAUAUUUGAAUGCUCCUGCUAUGAUUAUGCAAAUGGUCAUAUUUGCAAACAUUUACAUGGACUACAAAUUAAACUAAUAAAUUCAGAAGUACCUGGUACUAGUGAAGCAGAGAGUAUAACAGUAAACUAUGACAGUGCAAUGGAGAGCACUAACAUUGCAAUCCAUGAUCCCGUUUCUAUUCCAUCAGGUUAAAUACCUUAGUUUGAUUAUAUUACAUCAAAGGAAUAGGUUCAUCUGUGAAAGUAACAGAGUGUAAAACAAUGAUUACCGAACUUAGUGCCAUGUUUAGUGAAUCAAAUGCUGACAAUAUUGCACCAGUUGUAGAACGAAUUCACACACUACUGUAGAAUGCUCUAAAAACAGCUCAAGCUGUAGAAAACUGUACUACACUUGGUGAUACUAGUGACAACAUGAUAGUGGAAGAGUUUGAAAUUAGAAGAUCAAUUUGUCCGGAUCAGUGUUUGGAAAAGCAGCCUCAGUUUCACAGAACUACUAGGCCUAAACAUCGCACUUCUAAGCAUAUAUUAAAGAAAGCUGAUGCUUCGAGACGACUAGACAUUAUCAAAUCGCUAGAACAAAAUGAAGCAAUAGAAUAUUUAAUGACACUGCUGGAUACAGAUGACAAUGGGGAAAAUGUCAAUGCAGAUCAUACCUCUAACCUUCCAAUUUACUGUACAUGCAGAAAGACAGAUGAUGGAUCACUGAUGGUACAAUGUGCAAGAUGUUCAGAAUGGUUUCAUUUGCAUUGCUUGACUAUCAGUGAAGAAGAACUUCCUGAUGGUGACUGGAUUUGUAAUUCAUGUAUGUAGCUUUUUGA